Molecule: messenger RNA, 276 nt
Organism: Suillus fuscotomentosus
Lineage: Eukaryota; Fungi; Basidiomycota; Agaricomycetes; Boletales; Suillaceae
Exons: 1
Source: RefSeq, a predicted model, not a curated record
CUGGUGGAGCACAGGUUUGAGAGGUGGUGUCUGACGAUCAAGAAAUCUGAUACAGUGGAGCAACAUUUGCCUCCCAUCGAUGUCACUAUGGUGUGGCAUGCCUACCUCCUGAAUCCGAGGCAAGCAUGUCUCUCAUUCCUCGUUGAUGAUGAACUUGACAUUUUUUUGUCAUAUCCGCAGCUGGUAUGCGGAAGACACCACACGGAUCUCCAAGCUCAAACCUCGUUCAUUUCACUGAUUACUUUCCUAACCUUCUCGUACGCCACAUCACUUUGA